CCAAAACGUAACACUAACACCACAAACAAACCCAAAUCAACCCUAGUCCCUACCCAAACCCUGAUUAUCAUUUUUAACAAUUAAGUUUAUAAUAUUGAACGUAAACAAGCUAAACUGGUUUGCGUUCUAUGUGAUAUUGAGACUCUUUGGCUAUUUAUGUUGGGGAUGGAGCCUCCAAAGAAGAAACAAAAACUAUCCUGGAAUAAAAUUAAAAAAGAAGGGCUGGAUUUGGAUUACAACCAAAGAUUCUUAACUAAACACGAAGCUGAUGACCUUCUGGAAUGGUUUGAAAAAAACGUUGAAUAUUUUUCUGGAGAUUUGGCUCAGGUCAAAGUUUUUGGCAAGUGGCACAAAAUCCCUCGCAAACAGGUUUCAUAUGGAGAAGCAGGUCUGUCUUAUAAAUUCUCCGGGAAUACCGUCCCAGCACUACCAUGGCCUGAUCAACUGGCCAGUCUCAGGGAUCGAUUGAAUGAAGCGACAUCAAACAAGUUCAACUUUGUUUUAGUGAAUCGUUACAAGGAUGGCAAUGAUCACAUGGGCUACCACAGGGAUGACGAAGCUGACUUGGACCAAACUGCUCCGAUAGCGUCCAUAUCACUUGGACAAACCAGAGAUUUUGUGUUUCAACAUGCUGAUGCUCGUCGUGUAGGAUCAGCCAAAAGAGACGUACCUACUGUCAAGAUCUCCUUGACUCACGGCAGCCUACUGAUGAUGAACCCUCCGACCAACACACACUGGUACCAUUCUCUUCCCAAGAGGAAGAACUGCCCCGGAGUCCGAAUAAAUCUCACGUUUCGCACCAUGAUCGUCAAGCCCAAGCGAUAGUAAUGCAGUGUUUAGAAAUGAACUUGUGAUAUUUUUAUACUUCUAUGUAAUGUGUGUAAUGUAAUGUAAUUAUGAUGUACAGUCAGAUCUGGAGAUUUAUAAACUAAACUGUUAGAUAUUUAAGUUGAAAUAAA
Messenger RNA from Macrosteles quadrilineatus (aster leafhopper), 959 nucleotides. RefSeq names its product DNA oxidative demethylase ALKBH2-like. Gene Ontology annotation, biological process: DNA repair. Bases 157 to 825 code for a protein of 222 amino acids. The transcript has 5 exons. The record is from RefSeq and is a predicted model, not a curated record. NCBI's taxonomy places the organism in Eukaryota, Metazoa, Arthropoda, Insecta, Hemiptera, Cicadellidae.